AUGGAUCCUGAAUAUACCUCUGAUAUUAGAAAUAUUUCAAAUGUGAAAACUUCUUCGAAUAUAGAAUAUACUUCAGAUAUAAAGCUGAACUUUGAUUCUGAACAUGCUACUGGUGCCAAUUUUCAAAAAGAUUAUGAAGAAAUUAUUAAUUUUAAAAAUAGUAAAUAA
Molecule: messenger RNA, 168 nt
Organism: Dentiscutata heterogama
Lineage: Eukaryota; Fungi; Glomeromycota; Glomeromycetes; Diversisporales; Gigasporaceae
Source: the annotation of a GenBank genome assembly